AAGUACGGAACAGAUAGACUUGAGAUUGAGAAUUUCAAGCGCUCCGCUCGAGCUGUAUUAUCUGUUUUUUCCCUCCUGUAAUGGAGGUUUAAAAUGUAUUGACCGGAUUUCCAUUGUGUUUUUCUGGAUCGGUGUAAUUUCGCUCGCGUGUGUGCUGUUUUUCCACGCCGUAGGCUUUAUCGAUCAUUUCUCACAUGUCAGGCAGUUUUUCAUCUGCGGAUCUAAACCAUCAUCGCUUCAUUUGGAAUCGGGAUGUUUUGGCAUUCCGACAUCAUCCGGCACACAUGGAACGCUGAGACGACGGACUCUGGAAGUUCUCUCCAGUUCUAUUUGAGUUUAUUUUUAGAUCCCACUCGGUUUGAUGUCUGAGUCAGGCUGGGUCAUGGGAUUCGACUGAUGGUGACUAACCGCAAACCCUGAGCGAUGUCUCUGAUCCUGGAUGCUUAUUUCUGGACGUAGAUGGACAGCAGGCUGAUGACUUGGGGCUUGACGAAAAUGUCCAAUAUCACCUCCAAAGAUCCCUGUUUGACUGGAAAAAGCCUAAACUAGUUAAGUUCAGUAGCCAAAACGUCUACAUGGGGAACAGCAGUCGAAGAACCCAACCUCUUCUAGAGGAGACGGACUAUUUUUAUUCCGGAGAAGCAGAUACAGAAUCCCAGAAGUCUCACCUCUCCUCUUUCACGAUGAAAUUGAUGAAAUUUCAUUCCCCGAAGAUUAAACGAACUCCAUCUAAGAAAAGCAAACAGCUCCAGCCAGAGCCUACGGUGACGACUCCAGAGAAACCUGUCAACAAGAAGGUGAGUCGAUUAGAGGAACAGGAGAAGGAGGUGGUAAGCGCUCUACGUUACUUUAAGACGAUUGUGGACAAGAUGAGCGUCGACACAAAAGUUUUGCAGAUGCUUCCUGGUUCGGCUAGUAAAGUAUUGGAGGCCAUAUUGCCUCUGAUGCAGGUAGAGGCUCGGAUACAGCACAGCUCGGCAGUGUCCUCCUGUCAUAACCGUGUCUAUCAGAGUUUAGCGAAUCUCAUUCGCUGGUCCGACCAAGUGAUGCUGGAGGGCAUCGACCUCGACGACAAGGACACUGUGACAACCGUCACCACGGUGAUCAAAGCUGUGCUGGAUGGUGUGAAGGAUCUGGUGAAACUCACUAUAGAGAAGCAGGAGCAACCAUCCCCGACGUCCCCCAGCAAACCAGCACCUCCUGUGGUCAAACCUGAGAGCGUGUGUGAAAAUCCUUUAACCGAGCGAGAGAAGGCGAUCCUGAGUAAGACCACGCCCAUUGUCACGCCCACUGACAGCUUGACUGACAUGUCAGAGGAGGAGGUUGCUCCGCCCAAACCUCCGCUACCAGGAGUUAAACUGGCAGAGCACAGGAACAGGAUGCAGUUGUGCUCCGAUCCUGUUGCCGGGCAGCGGAGGGCCACAGCGAUGGAAACCCCGCCCGCGCUGCCUCCCAAGAAGCGACAGUCGGCCCCCUCCCCCACGCGUGUUGCCGUGGUAGCGCCGAUGAGUCGAGUCCCGUGUGGUCUCAACCUGCCUCCUGGAGCUCUAAGACAGCAGCAGGAGUUUGACGUGGAUCUCCUCCAGAGACGUUUCUCCGGUGGGAGCCAGUCGUACGGCGGGGACUCGCCUCGUCUUUCUCCUUGUAACAGUAUGGGAAAACUAAGCAAGUCUGACGAGCAGCUCUCGUCAUUGGAGCGAGACAGCGGCCAGUGCUCUCGCAACACUAGCUGUGAAACACUAGAGGGAUACGAUCCCGAUUAUGACUUCCUGCAUCAGGAUCUGUCCGUAUCCGAGCCUUUACCGUUUCCGACGGGCGGCAGCAGUCUGAGUCCUCUCCCAGAAUGCCACGCGGAGUCUCAGUCGUUAAGCCCCGCCCAGGGCCCCGCCCACCCGCGUUUCAGCGCUCCCGUCACCAAUCAGGCUUCCCUGGAGUACUGGAGCCCGCCCCUCACACCCGGACCGACCAAUAGCGUGCUUCCCCCCGCCCUGCCGCAGAAAAAGCGGCGGUCGGCGCCGAUCAUAUCGGCGUACCCUCUUUACGAGCGCCUCCCAUCGCACUACGAUAACCUGUCAGAAGAGGAGCAGCCGACGCCGCCGUUCCCGCUGGUGACGCCGGCGUCGCCGCUACCGCAGGUCAACGGAGGAGACGACCUCUCGCGGUGUACGGACGCCGACAGCCCGCCGCCGCUGCCAGAGAAGAAGGGCAAACAGAUCCUCCAGUACAUGCAGUUUGUGGAGGAUUACUCGGAACCGCAGCCGUCCGUCUUCUAUCAGAUGCCUCAGAAUGAGAGUAUUUACGAGCAGCGGAGGAACAAGCGCUUUCAGGAGGUUUACGGCUUUAACGAUUCCUACAGCAGCUCAGACUCCGUCCACGAGCCCGUCCCACCGCCAGCGCUGCCUCCCAAACAGAGACAGCUGGCCUCCUACACUUCUUCUCCUCCUUCAUCCUCCUCUUCCUCUUUUUCAAUUCUCCCUCCUCCUGCUGGGCUGCCGGAGGAGGCGGAGCCUGCUCUUGGUCUCAGCCUAUCAGUGUCUAACUCCUUCCUCAGUGGCCACGCCUCUUUGACCACACCUGUGAGUUCCGACCUGGUUGGCAUGUCCAAUGCUGGCAGAGCUCUAGAUGGUGGGGGUGUCUCUAACGGGUCCUUGACCAGCUCUCUGGUCUCUCUGGCCGUCUGUCUUCCUUCUGAAUCUUCUCUUUCUGACUCGCUUCUUACCUCUGCGAGUGAAAGUGUUGAUGAAGGCGGUGAGGGAGAGUAUGUGAACCUGUACUCCUCCACACAGGCUAAUGGAGAAAACACACACCGCACUGACCCCUCAUCAUGUGACGACGUGCUUCAGGACCAUACCCCUCACAUACCCACGUCCAAUAGCAAGGAAGCCUUGUCUAAGGACAGGCCAAAGGAACCCAGUCAUAGUCAGAUAGAUGAUGUUGAUGAAUUGUCCCUCAUUGAUCAUAAUGAGAUUAUGAACCGCAUCACACUCAAAGCAGAGAAUGAUGAUGGUCCUGAUGUGAGAGCCGGCUCUGGUGAUAUACUGUUAGUUCACGCUACAGAAACAGACCGCAAAGAUUUGGUGUUGUACUGCGAGGCUUUUCUCACCACCUACAGAACCUUCAUAACGCCUGAAGACCUCAUUAAGAAACUACACUACAGAUAUACUCGGUUCUGUCACAGUCCAGACACCUUCAAGAAGCGUGUCAGUAAAAACACGUUCUUCGUGCUGGUGAGAGUCGUGGAUGAACUUUGUCUGGUGGAGUUGACCGAGGACAUCCUGCGGCAGUUGAUGGAUCUGGUGUUCCGGCUGGUCUGUAACGGAGAACUGAGUCUGGCGCGGGUCCUGCGGAAAAACAUCCUCGAUAAAGUGGAACAGAAGAGGCUCCUGCGACACAUGCACAUGCUCAAACCUCUCGCCGCACGGGGCGUCUCUGCCAGGCCCGGCACGCUGCAUGAUUUCCGCAGUCAUGAGAUCGCCGAUCAGCUGACGUUGCUGGACGCAGAACUGUUUUAUAAGAUUGAGAUUCCUGAGGUCUUGCUUUGGGCAAAAGAACAGAAUGAAGAGAAAAGUCCAAAUCUGACCCAGUUUACAGAGCACUUUAACAACAUGAGCUACUGGGUGCGCUCUAUCAUCAUCCAACAGGAGAAAGCUCAGGACAGAGAGAAACUGCUGCUCAAAUUCAUCAAAAUCAUGAAGCACUUGCGGAAACUGAAUAACUUCAACUCUUAUUUGGCGAUUCUCUCUGCGCUGGACUCUGCACCAAUCAGACGACUGGAAUGGCAGAAACAGACGUCUGAGGGUUUGGAGGAGUACUGCACAUUGAUUGACAGUUCAUCAUCCUUCAGAGCGUACAGAGCGGCGCUAGCAGAAGUGGAGCCUCCAUGUAUACCAUACCUGGGUUUGAUCCUACAGGAUUUGACGUUCGUUCAUCUCGGAAACCCAGAUUUUAUCGACGGCAAAGUGAAUUUCUCCAAGCGCUGGCAGCAGUUCAACAUUCUGGACAGCAUGAGACGCUUCCAGCAAGUACACUACGAACUGAAACGGAACGAAGACAUCGUCUCGUUCUUCAACGACUUUAGCGAUCAUCUGGCGGAGGAGGCGUUAUGGGAGCUCUCGCUCAAGAUCAAACCACGAAACAUCUCGCGGCGCAGGACGGAGCGUGAGGAGAAGACCUAGAACCUGAAAUCUAGAACCUCAGAGACAAUUUACGGUGAGACCUGAACCUCCUGCAGAACCUUGGGAACCCACGCUAGGCUGUUUUACCCACGCUAGAGUUCUUAAUGCGGUUCUGGAGCUGAAAUGGGCUGAACCGAGACAUGUGAGCUCUAGUUUGCACCAAUAAACUCAGACAUUGGCAGUAUUUUUUCCCUUGACUGUUUCCUUAAAACCUCAAGAGGGGAAUCCUAAUUCAGUAUAGAUACGCAGAUACGCACUCGCGCACGCUGAGGGCUCAAGAGGACCCGAACGCUGUGAUAUAAAGCUAAAUCCUCACAACUUUCUAUGUUUGCGUGUGUUUACGUGUGGCUGUACAGAAAGACACACUCUGAGAGGGCUUGGUUCAUUUGAUAUUAAUACACUGUGCCUGAUGGAGUGAGUUCAUGUUUGUUUGUCCCGUUUGACCUUCCAAAGGUCUGAUUCAACCUACAAUUCCCGCUUGGAACUGUGUAACUGGGUCGAUUGGGAAACGGGCGGAUGUGUGCAAUCUUAUAAGCGUUUUAUAAGGAAUAUUCGCUGAUCUGAUGAAACGAGUAUGUUUUGACAGACGCCGUGAGUAAUGGACUAUAUGGAAUAUAUAUUAAUUUGAAAAUGAAAGAAUGAACUGGACGUUUGGACUCGUUUUUCACAUCGUCUUGCUAUAUUGUUUUGUGUGUGACCAUGUGCACCCCUCAAUUUAAUGGUUUACCCCGUCAAAACGCUGACGCCCUGUUAAAUCCCAUGAAAACCGUCAUGAACGUGUGGAUUUUUCACCUUAAAAUAAAACAAAAUUGCAUUGUGAUAUUAUUUUCAUGACUAUUUCUUUUCAUGCACAUUUUUUCAUUUUCCCCAUUUUUAAUAGUUUGCAAAAUCCCCAAAAUGCAUAAAUACAUUUAAAAUUACUUUAAUAUAAAAUUUAAAAAAUGUUAGUUUACAUUCAAUAAAAUAAUAAAGUGCAUUCGUAAAAUACAAAUAUAAUGGUAGUAUCUGUGCUAAAUUAAAUUUAUUAUAAUCUGAAGGUAAAAAUGGAUCACUUUCAUAAAAUAAAAACAUUUUAUUGUUCAUAAAGCCUUUUUAUGCAGUAAUUUCGUAAGUUUACACGAGAUUGGUUUAUGAAUGAUUCAAACAGAAAAUCAUCCAGUUGUUCACUACAUAAGAAAACAUUACAAACAAAUAAAGAGAAUAAUUUAUAAUUCAAUAAAUAAAUUAAUAAAUAUGCUUAAUUGUCAUGAAUAUACUGUCAUAAUGCAACCAAAAAAUGUUUUUCUUUAUCCAAAAUUAAUUUAUAUUUUUUUAUCUUUUGAUUAUUGCAAAAAAAUGACCUUAACAUUUAUCGAAGUUUAUUAACAAUUCAAACAGAAAAUCAUCAAAUUGUUCACGACGUAAGAAAACGUUACAAACAAAUCCUAAAAAAAAUAAUUUAUAAUUUAAUAAAUAAAUUAAAUAAAUAUGCUUAAUUGUCAUGAAUAUACUGUCAUAAUGCAACCAAAAAAUGUUUUUCUUUAUCCAAAAAAUUUUUUUC
Labeo rohita (rohu) is the source of this 5715-nucleotide messenger RNA. RefSeq names its product Rap guanine nucleotide exchange factor (GEF) 1b (gene rapgef1b). The record is from RefSeq and is a predicted model, not a curated record. Gene Ontology annotation, cellular component: plasma membrane. Gene Ontology annotation, molecular function: guanyl-nucleotide exchange factor activity. Gene Ontology annotation, biological process: positive regulation of GTPase activity; Ras protein signal transduction. Lineage: Eukaryota; Metazoa; Chordata; Actinopteri; Cypriniformes; Cyprinidae.